This is a messenger RNA of Suillus subalutaceus, 264 nucleotides long. RefSeq lists its product as uncharacterized. The coding region runs from base 22 to 180 and encodes 52 amino acids. Lineage: Eukaryota; Fungi; Basidiomycota; Agaricomycetes; Boletales; Suillaceae. The transcript has a single exon. The record is from RefSeq and is a predicted model, not a curated record.
CACUCGCGAGCAUUGCGUUUGAUGGUUCGCCUUGGACAGCCUUUUAGUGCAUUUUUGCUAGCGCGGCAGCGCGACGGAGAAUUCAAGAGGAUCACGUCGGAUCAUGAUAUCAUUGCACAGGCUAAAGACAUGACUUCCGUUGACAACAUGAUGGACGUCAGGACACUAGAGAUACUGUAGCUGUAUGGAGUUGUGUAAUACAGGAUAUAUAGUCAGAUUCGAGUGCUGGGAUAUAUUCUGGAAGCUUUGAAGACAGGAGUCGGA